AUGAUGACAAACAGCAGCUGGCGCUCUUUUUUCCUCCUCGUCCUCCUCUUGGUCGGCGUAAGCAGCGUCUACUACCUCACCUUCCUCGCCGAGCACUGGUCGAACGAGGGCCACACGACAGACACCGACCGACCACACGACGACGGCGGUGACACUGGCGGUGCUCGUGACGACGACGGCGGUGGCGGUGACGGUGACGGUGACGGUGGCGGGGGCGGUGAUGGUGGCGACAAGAAGGACAGUGGUGGCGGUGGUGGUGGUGCCAAGGAGGACCGCAAGGAGUUCGGGCCGGAAGGCCUCGAGGUCGACGAGAAGGCCGAGUGCCGGUCGGGUUACCGCCGGCACGACAUCAAGACCGACCAGAGCGGCCUCCUGCUCCACUGCUCGCGCCCCCGUGUCAAGGUGCUCACGUCGUGCUACCCGCCGGCGGGCCACAAGGACAUGAGCAUCAAGAACAAGAUGCUGUACGCCAAAAUGCAGCAGUACGACUUUGAGUGGUGGGUGUGGAACUACGAGGCCCCGAAGGGCAAAGUGUGGCGCGGAGGCAUCUGGACCAAGGCCGUCCUCCUCCUCGACGCCCUCGACGCCCUCGGCAACGCAACGGAAGGGGAGCCGUUCAAGUGCGACUACGAUUGGCUGCUCUGGAUGGACUGCGACAGCCUCGUCGCCAGGUUCGACUUCACCAUCGAGCACAUCGUGGGCGAGCACUUGCACGAUCUGAACAAGCACAUCAUCAUCACCAGAGACCUCAAUGGAAUCAAUUCGGGCGUGAUGGCCCUGCGGUGCACCGAGUGGAACCGUGCCCUGUGGCGCCGCGUCUGGAAGGCCGAGCAGUACAUCAGCGACCCGUGGGCCGAGCAGCGCGCCCUCGUCGAAUUCUACAAAGUUGAACCCGAGCUGCGAGCGCGGGUGGGCGAGGUGCCGCCCGAGCAUCUGCAGUACCUGCUGAUGGCGCCGCUCAAGCGGGUGGACGCCAAGGGCCAGAUGGACUUCUUCACGAUCCACUUCGCCGGCUUCUGGGACUCCAAGGACGAGAAGAUGGCCGAGUUCUACCCCAAGGUCAUGCUCAACGCCGGUUGGCUCAACCCUCCCCUGCAAAAGUAA
Molecule: messenger RNA, 1104 nt
Organism: Acanthamoeba castellanii str. Neff
Lineage: Eukaryota; Discosea; Longamoebia; Acanthamoebidae
Product: galactosyl transferase GMA12/MNN10 family protein
Exons: 6
Coding region: 1-1104 (367 amino acids)
Biological process (GO): protein N-linked glycosylation
Cellular component (GO): Golgi membrane
Molecular function (GO): glycosyltransferase activity
Source: RefSeq, a predicted model, not a curated record